Molecule: messenger RNA, 543 nt
Organism: Perognathus longimembris pacificus (Pacific pocket mouse)
Lineage: Eukaryota; Metazoa; Chordata; Mammalia; Rodentia; Heteromyidae
Exons: 4
Source: RefSeq, a predicted model, not a curated record
AUGAAGCAAUUUGGCAACUCAUCAUGCAGAAACACACCAGGCAACACAUCUGUUUUGAAUCAAGUGUUGUAUGUGCGGCCGGCAGAGCCAGUGUUCCUGUCCCGCUUCAAGGAGCAGGUCGGUUACAAGGAAGGGCCCACCGUGGAGACCAAGAGAAUCCAGCCACAGGUCCCAGGCGAAGAAGGCGAUCACAGUGACAAAGAUGACAAACAGCCCCAGGUGGUAGUUUUGAAAAAGGGAGACCUGACAGCCGAAGAAGUCAUGAAAAUUAAAGCAGAAAUAAAGGCUGCCGAGGCAGAUGAAGAACCAGCUCCAGCCGAUGGGAGAGUCAUGUAUCAAAAACCAGUGAAGCACACCUCAGAUGAAAAAUACUCAGGAUGUUGAGCAUAAAAAUACUCAGUUUUAACAACAAGCUCAAAAAAGAAGAAAACAAGUGAAAAUGAAGGAAAUAAGCAGGACUCAGAGAAAAAGAACUCACAAAGGCAAAUAAAAAACAGUAGCCUUGGCCUCCUUUCUUUUGGCAAUGAAGAAGAAAAUGAGUAA